AACGAAGUGGAUAUCUACAUCAUUACAAGCCCCUCUUAGCCUUCCUUUUGACACGUUGUCUCAAUAUUGAACAGUGUAAAAAGCCUGCCAGCAUGGUUACGUCUACUACAUCCCCAUCAACGACCGAGAGGCUGAAGGCCAAGCACCUGGACCUGCCUUUCUUCAAGCCUAAGUCCCUAUCGACUCACCCGCUCUAUAAGGAUUUCGGAAUCGAAUUCCUUCCCGGUGAGUGUAAGCUCCUGCCUGCCGGGCAUCUCAAAGCCCCUGGCCGUAAGAUGAUGCAGGUAGAUACAAUGUUGGAAUAUGAUGUGGCUGUUCCAAUGCGAGACAACAUCAAGGUGUAUGUCGAUAUUUUCCGACCCGCAAAUUCAGAACAAGAGCCUGUUCCAGCUAUCAUGGCCUGGAGCCCUUACGGGAAACGUGGCUCUCCAUGGAACCUGGAUAUGCUUCCCUUCCGAUUGGGUGUUCAUCUUGAUGAGACCUCCGGCUAUGAGGCUUGGGAAGCUCCCGAUCCCGCGGAUUGGUGCAAACGUGGCUACGCCGUGGUAAAUUGCGAUUCACGUGGAGCUGGGAAUUCCGAAGGCACGCAGUUCUGGUGGGGCACUCAGGACGCGGAGGAUAUUUACGACACUAUUGACUUCCUCUCCAAGCAGCCGUGGUGCAAUGGUGCGGUUACCAUGGCCGGCAACUCCUACCUGGCUAAGUGUCAACUUACUUAUGCAUCUCGAUUCACCCACCCGGCUUGCAAAUGCAUUGCACCUUGGGAAAGUCUGACAGAUGUUUACCGGGAGCUUUUUCAUAGAGGAGGUAUGCUGACAAACAUGGAUUUUUAUCCUGGACUUAUAGAGGCCGCUUGUGGUAAUCAAGAAACCGAGAAUAUGUAUGAAUAUUCCCGGAAUCACGAGUUUUUUGACGAUUACUGGAAUGAUAAGGCCGAGCGAGUCGAGGAUAUUGACACGCCGAUGUAUAUUGUGGCAUCAUACAGCAAUCCCUUCCACGUGAAUGGCUCUUUUGAUACUUUUCGCCGAGCUGGAACGAAGCAAAAGUGGCUGAGAGUCCACAAUUCUUUUGAAUGGUGGGAUCUUUACCAGAAGCGAACAAACGAUGAUCUACAGAGAUUUUAUGACCGCUUUUGUAAAGGAAUCAUGAAUGGCUGGGAGCAUGAUACGCCUCCGCUACGCCUUACACUACUUGGAAUGAAUACUCUGCCUGAUAUAGUCGACAGGCCCGAGAAAGAAUAUCCCUUGGCUAGACAGCAGUUAAAAAAACUUUAUCUCGAUGCUUCCAAGAAGACCCUGGUCCCUUUGCAGCCGCCAGUAACAGCCAAGACAGCUCAUGAGAGUCAUAGUUUAGAUGCUUCAUCAGACUUCAUCUUCAAAUUUACUGAGUACACUGAGAUUGCAGGGUACUCAAAGGUUCGCCUAUGGGUAUCUUGCAAUGAGAAGGAUGAUUUGGAUGUUGUUGUACAGAUUUGCAAAAUCGAUAAAGCCGGAAAUCUACUGAUGCAGCGUACAUUUCCUGCCCCGGUCGUGGAUAGUGAAAUCCCUUUCACCAAUCACCUGAAAGUGACAGGUUCCCAAGGAUUUCUCCGAGCAUCCCAUCAGGUCUCCCGGGAUGAGAAGAGAACUAGUCCGGACGGACAACAAAUUUUCUAUACGCAUGACCGUGCAGAGAAGAUUACGCCGGGGAGCAUCGUGCCAUUGGAUAUUACGAUAUGGCCUAUGGGCAUGGUAUUUCAAGGUGGUGAAGGCAUUAAGUUGAGGAUCUCUGGCCAUAGCAUGAAUGGGCUCGCCUUCAAGGUCGCCCAGGUGCCAGAUGAUGUCAAUGUUGGACAACAUGUCGUUCACACUGGGGGCCCGUAUGAUUCUCAUCUGAUAGUGCCCAUCAUUUCAGGUCCUCGGCCUUGAAGUCCUAUCCUAUGGGACUCCGCCUACUCUACAAUAACGUAAUCGGACACCGAACUGGCCGCCGCCGCCUCCUUUUCCCUACCAAAACAACGCGUACACCAACCAUUAGAUCACCAUUUAAAUCAUCAUUUGAAGCUAUAUAACGCGGGUUUUGUUUUUAU
Molecule: messenger RNA, 2068 nt
Organism: Aspergillus eucalypticola CBS 122712
Lineage: Eukaryota; Fungi; Ascomycota; Eurotiomycetes; Eurotiales; Aspergillaceae
Product: alpha/beta-hydrolase
Exons: 3
Coding region: 93-1907 (604 amino acids)
Molecular function (GO): dipeptidyl-peptidase activity
Source: RefSeq, a predicted model, not a curated record